Molecule: messenger RNA, 348 nt
Organism: Acaulospora morrowiae
Lineage: Eukaryota; Fungi; Glomeromycota; Glomeromycetes; Diversisporales; Acaulosporaceae
Source: the annotation of a GenBank genome assembly
AUGAGUACACGUUUCACUCCCCUAGUAAAAGAUAGAUGGACCAAAGAGGACACGUUUCUUUUAGUAAAAUCGUUAAACUUGUAUCAAGGAAAUUUCAAGAAGGCUGCUGAAGUUGUGGGACGUCCUGCUCACGAGUGCCGUAAAAAGUGGUCGACAGACCUCAGGCAUUUGACAACCUUCCCCGUGAGAAGUCGCCCUCGUGGAGAUUUGCCGAGAGUUCCCAGAUCAUCCCAGGGAUUUUCUACCUUAACUACAAUGAGCACCUCCAUUCAGAACACAGAAGAAACCGGAAAUAAUCUAAAUCCCAAUAACAUGCAAGGACAUUCAUUGUGUACAGAAUACACGUAA